This is a messenger RNA of Anthonomus grandis grandis, 2186 nucleotides long. RefSeq names its product protein dissatisfaction (gene dsf). Gene Ontology annotation, molecular function: zinc ion binding; RNA polymerase II cis-regulatory region sequence-specific DNA binding; nuclear receptor activity. Bases 129 to 1493 code for a protein of 454 amino acids. Gene Ontology annotation, biological process: cell differentiation; regulation of transcription by RNA polymerase II; anatomical structure development. The record is from RefSeq and is a predicted model, not a curated record. NCBI's taxonomy places the organism in Eukaryota, Metazoa, Arthropoda, Insecta, Coleoptera, Curculionidae. The transcript is spliced from 8 exons.
CGUUUAUUGGGUUAUAGAUUGGAUGAGUUUAGGGAUUUUGUGACUCUCCGGUGAUAUAUUGUAAAAGUAGAUUAGUCAAAAUUGAUUCGGCGAUUUGGGGUAAGCUUAGGCCCCAGGUUGGGCGUAGAAUGGGAACAGGUGACAGAUUAUUGGAUAUUCCGUGCAAGGUGUGUGGCGAUCGCAGCUCAGGAAAGCACUAUGGAAUAUACAGCUGCGAUGGUUGCUCUGGCUUCUUCAAGAGAAGCAUCCACCGCAACCGAGUCUACACCUGCAAAGCAACCGGAGACCUUAAAGGUAGAUGCCCUGUAGACAAAACUCACAGGAACCAAUGCCGGGCCUGCAGACUUUCCAAGUGUUUCCAAGCUAGCAUGAACAAAGAUGCCGUCCAACACGAACGCGGUCCAAGAAAACCGAAAAUGCAGAGCAUCUCAAGUAACCAAACGACAUCACACCAUCCCACCACGAUUGGUUCUCACCCUCUACAACUACCACUACCAGAAGGAUCCGCGAGUAAAAUCAACCCGCAGCCCGGAACUGCUUUUCAUUUCGCCCCGACGAGUCUCUUCGUGCCCCCGCACCAUCCCUUAAAAGUUCUUACCUUGCCACCCCAUACUGCAGGGUUGGGUAGCCCUCCAAGGGGACAUUUGGAAAGUGGAGGACCUCCACUGGGACCUCCGCUGUUUCAUCAUCCACAACUGCCGCCACCUCCCGGAUUGUUAAAUGUUCUUAUGUCGGCUGAAAAGUGUCAGGAGCUCGUUUGGGGAACAAAAAUCACCCCGACAGACUCUUCAGCCUCAGAGUCUAGCAGUAGACUGAGUAUAUCGAGUCCAGGACUACCAUUGCCACCCCCGUUGAGUCCUACCCUGCCACCACCGCUUCCUUUGACACCCACUUGGGAAAUGUUACAGGAAACUACAGCUCGUCUACUGUUCAUGGCAGUCCGAUGGGUGCGUUGUCUGGCCCCAUUCCAGACUCUCAGCAAAAACGACCAACUGCUGCUUCUCCAGGAGUCCUGGAAAGAGUUGUUCCUGUUACAUUUGGCCCAGUGGAGUGUUCCUUGGGACCUGUCUGUCCUAUUGGGGUGCUCGCAAGCCAGAGAACGGUUGCCUAAUGAUAUCCAUACUGCUACCGAAAUUAAGACUAUACAGGAAAUUAUGUGCAGAUUCCGUCAAAUAUCUCCUGAUGGGAGCGAAUGCGGAUGUAUGAAGGCCAUUUUAUUAUUCACCCCGGAAACUGCUGGUCUGUGUGACGUGCAACCGGUAGAAAUGCUCCAGGACCAAGCGCAAUGCAUUCUGGGUGAUUAUGUGCGCAUGCGCUAUCCUAGACAACCCACCAGGUUCGGCAGACUGUUGCUCCUCGUCCCAAGUCUUAGAGCCAUCAGGUCAAUGACGGUGGAGCUGCUGUUUUUCAAAGAAACCAUCGGAGAAAUACCGAUUACGCAGCUUCUAGGCGACAUGUACUAUAUGGAAAAAUGUGCUACCGGUGCCCAAUAAUUUAAUUUAUAAUUAUGUUUAGUUGAUGUAUGUAAUUGCAAUUACUUAUUACCAUUUUGAAUUUAUAUCAAAAAGGCAUUCCACUUGCUGUCAACAUGUGGCAACGGCGCUCGCUUUAAAGGUAUGCCAUGCCCUAUAUGAAUCACCCAGUAGGGAUGUGCUGAUUAGAAAUCGGGUAGGCUCGGCUCGUCUAGAGCAAGCGCUGUUGUCAGAUGUGGCCAGAAGAACACUGGUAUGACCGAAAAAUUGAUAAUGCCCAAAGUUUAUUUACCGAGUACUAGUCUUUUUCUGUGAUAUAUUAAUUAUAUUACUUUGUUAGUUUGGUUAAUUAAGGAUUUGUAAGAUAAAAUUUGUAGAAUAGAAACGAUUUUUAAAUGGUGAUGUACGAAUAUUUAUUAUCUUGUAAAAGUAACCGGCGCAAAAUAAAUUAUUCAUUAAAUUUGUAUUAAAUUCUAAUGCAUUUAAGAAUAUAAGUGUCUCCGUAAAAACUAUGUGUAAUAAAACAUAUUUUAAAAAUUUGUUUACCUUUGUCUACCCCUUUUGAAGAUUCCGCCCUGAAAGUUGCAACUUCUCUCUGUAAUCUUAGCAAUGUAACAAAAGAAAACAGUAUAAUAAUAGCGUUUUCGUUUCAUCGCGCUAGUGUAGUAAAGGAAAACGCUAUAUUACAGUUAAAAUAGUGUUUUUCUUUGAACG